AACAUUUUUUCUCUGUUUUACCUCUUUAUUUCGAUUCUUUCUGGAAAAUCCCUCUUUCUUCUUCGAUUUCAGUUCUUGAAUUUCUUUCCGUCCGACGAGAUGGCCUGUACUACGAUCCAUACCUGGACAUUCUCUACGCUUGUAGGCGCCUUCCUCGAUCUCGGCGUUUCAUAUCUCUUGCUCUGCUGCUCUGCUCUUGCAUACAUCGCUGCGAAAUUCUUAGGGUUUUUCGGCCUUUACUUGCCUUGCCCUUGCAACGGUCUCUUCGGCGAUCCCGACGGGACCAAAUGCCUCCAGCGAUUGCUCGUUGAUGCUCCCUCUCGCAAGAUUUCGUCCGUACAGAUGUCCGUCCGGACCCGCUUCCCCUUCGAUUCUAUCUGGAGCAACACCACAGAUUGCAACGGCCGGCAUCUUGUUGAAUUCGUGAACGAUAAAACCCGUGGUGGCGAUGGUGGGGUUCUUGAAAUUCAGGGAGGAGAGGAGUCGUGUAGCUCGUUUUCGGAGGCGCAGAAUUCACGGAGCUUUACCGUGAGCAGUAGCCCGGUGUCGAGGGAUGAGAGGGUUGGGUCUGAGGCGGACGUGAAUUCCUGCUCGGCGCGGAGAGGGAGGUCUGAUGGUAAGGGGAAGGGGAUUUUGCAUCAGAAGCCACCAUCGGGUCUCCGUCGUCGCCGUAGAGCUUCUGCUGCUGUUGUGCAUGGGAAGUUCUCGGCUGUCUCAUCUUCGUCCGAUGCGACUCCGCCACCGCGGCUGUUGCAGAUGGUUGGAGAAAUGGGGAUAGAUAAAUUCAAAGAGCGGUUGUCACGCGUGAAUUCUGGUGCGGAUCGCCUUCAAUAUCAUGCAGAGGAUAUGCCUAUGGGCGUCAAUUUGAUCGAAGGUGAUCUGCCCAAUAACGGAUCAAAUGGGCUUCUUGGUGAAAAUGAGGUUAUGGAUAAGUAUUCAUCUUUUGUUGAAGAAUUAGUUCGUAGUGCUCGGUGUGGGGAUCUUGGAAAAGAAGCAAAUGCUAUUAGAGUCUUGGAGCAGGCACUUGAAGAAGAACACGCUUCUUCUACUGCUUUGUAUGUGGAGUUGGAGAAAGAGAGAAGCGCUGCGGCGUCAGCUGCUGAUGAAGCCAUGGCAAUGAUAUUGCGCCUCCAGGAGGAGAAGGCAUCGAUAGAAAUGGAGGCUCGGCAAUAUCAACGGCUGAUUGAAGAAAAAUCUGCUUAUGAUGAGGAAGAGAUGAAUAUUCUGAAAGAGAUUCUUGUGAGGCGGGAGAGAGAGAAGCACUUCUUGGAGAAGGAAGUCGAGGCUUAUAGGAAGAUGAUACUUUCUGGCGGAGGACACCAGCUGUCAGAAGAUGAUCUACGCAAUAUGGUGGACAUUUCAGGAGAGAGGCCUUGCUCUUCAUUUGAUUCAUCUGAGGACCCAAUGAUGCUGAUGCUGCAGGAGCUCAGUGAAUCCAUUGGAAAGAAGGAAAUAGGGAAAGAUGUGAAUAGAUCUCCUCAGAGUGUGCCUUCUGCUGAGAAUCGUAGUACUCUUUAUGUCUUUGGGAAUGAAUCCCCAUCUUUGGAUGGGGCUGAAGAUGUUGACUUCAUCAAACGAGGUGAUUCACAGAGGAUGGGUAGCAUGGACAAACAUUACCCACAUCCACAUGUACAAGAGUGCAUGGAUGAGGUCAACGUGGAGUUUCAGGAGAAAGGCAUGGUAUCCAUGGAUGUUGGUCCAUCUACUCCACGGGAUGAUGGAUCAAUAUUAGAGAAUGAUUCCAUCGCUGUUAAGUUGAUGGAUGGGUCUCGGGAAGGUGGCUUGCAUGACGAAACUUUUCUUUGGGCCAAUGGACAUAGGCAGAAAGACGAACCUGCAAUAUCCCAAGAAGCAGCAGCAGAGAAAGGUGACAAUGCUUGUAGCGGAGUUGAUUUUGGGACUUCUCAGUUUGACAUGGAGUCGAGCAUUCAUGAUGUUCAUGUUGUUGAUGAUAAACAAAACAUGGUUGGUGGAAAAGAAAGCGAACUGCUUCAGACCGUUACUGUUUCAGAAAGCUCCAAUGAAGGUGGUAUUUCAUUGGAAUCUUCUGCCCUCAGGAAGAUUGAUGUUUUGAGUGAUCAUCCAAGUUCAAGCAGGGUAGCAACUGAAGAACACAUUCAUAGAAGCCGUUCUGACACGGCAGCAAGGUUUCUACCGAGGGAUGGUUCACGAGGCAAAGUGUUGUUUUCUGAUUCAAGAAGAACUUCCCUGUCUGAAGUUGACUAUGAAAGGUUGAAACUUGAAACAGAGGUUGGGAGACUGACAGAAAGGUUGAGGAUUGUCCAAGAGGGAAGAGAGAAGCUAACCUUUUCUGUGGGGCACAGAGAAAGGGAAAAUUUCCAGUUGCAGCUGUUGGAGGAAAUAGCAUCCCAGCUUCGAGAGAUCCGUUCACUAACGGAACCUGGAAAGGCUGCACGCCAGGCUUCUUUACCUCCUCCAUCCUCUAAGGCAAACUCAAAGAAACGGCGUUGUCGAAGCGUGUCUUGGGGAGUCCAAGAAAGCUCCUGAAACCAUACUAUUGUACUUAAGAAGCUGAGAUGCCAAUAUCAAGGCUCUUCGAAUCAAAUGGGAGACAAGGCCUCGUUUGGUUAUCCUUCUAUACAGAAAUCUGGUUCCUAUUGACUGCCAUCUCCACAGAAAGAUGGGAGUUGGUGUCAUCUGUACGUACCACAGAGAUUACAACCUACAGGUACUCAACUCCGUUAUGAUCUGAUGCCCCGUUAUAGACCUUUAAAUAGCUUUAAUAAGUAAAUGUGGAGCUGGUAUCAAGCAGGAGGUGCUCUCCCUUUGAAGGACAGGAGACUUUGAGGAGAAUGGAGCUGUUGUUGAUUACUGUAGCAGUGGGGCAGCCUGAGAUGAGAUGGUGAUGAUCAAGGAAUUUGCUUUUUGCCAAGAACCUUAAGAGUGCGUAAGAUCUGUUCACUCCUUACAAUGCUGUCUAAGAUACAUUUAGUCAGUCUGUAAAUACCAGGUAGGAACCUGUAUCGUUUAGAACUUUCAAUGCCUUUUUUUUCUUGGAAAUCAUUAUUUUUCUGCAAGUCACUGAUCCAUCAUUGUCGUACCACCGUCCAAGGGCAUAUUGUCAGUGUUGGAAUUGGUAGAAGGAAAGUGACUGAAACUAAACUGUCCAGAGCUUUAAUGCCCAAAACCGGUGUGUGAACUUGGUGUUUUCAAUA
Molecule: messenger RNA, 3176 nt
Organism: Magnolia sinica
Lineage: Eukaryota; Viridiplantae; Streptophyta; Magnoliopsida; Magnoliales; Magnoliaceae
Product: myosin-binding protein 3
Exons: 3
Coding region: 100-2508 (802 amino acids)
Source: RefSeq, a predicted model, not a curated record